AGAGAGAGAGAGAGAGAGAGAGAGAGAGAGUCUCUGAGUUUCGGGUGAGGAGGGGGUGAGGAGGAUGAGGAGGUUUCGAGGUUUCCCUCAGUGCUCGCACGCGCUGGGCUUGCUGAAGGACGCACGAGGCUGCUGGUGGAGUGGAUCUAACCGGCGGGAGACGCGCGUGCCGUUACGCACCGGGCAGCUCCGGUGUGUGUCUGUGUGUGUGUGACGAAGAGGAGGAAGAGUAGCGGACAGAGUCACACUGAGCCCGGAAAGUUGGAGUACAGCUGCGGAGUGAGCGGGGGCAGCUGAUGUUCUUCACCGAGGACAGAGCUCCAUCUCCGGGAGAGCCGCUCCGGAGCAUGCGCUCCUGCCCGGACUCCCACUCUUCUUCUUCUUCUUCUUCUGCGUCCCUGCCGGGGCUGCUGUAAGCCCGGGAGGGCGGGGUGGGGCGGGGGGUCCCACCGUGUCCGGGGUUCGUACUCGCGCCACCAUGUCGGUGGCAGUCCGCGCGCUGUGCGGAGAUAGAGAGUGAGAGACCCCGACGCUCAGAGCGAGAGAACCAUGACUUCCUGUGGGAUUACAGCAGCACGCGACAUGAUCCUAAUCGGCAUCAUCUGCCUGCUGCUCGUGCUUGAUGUGUGCGUUUGUGACUCGGAGCUGGGUGCCCCCGGCUGGAGGGAACCUCUGGACUGUGUCCGAGCCUCCGAGCUGUGCAACCAGAACAGCCAGUGCAGCUCGCGUUACCGGAUCAUGCGCCAGUGCCUGUCGGGCGGGGACAAGGAGCGCAGCGCCAUGCUGGCCUCCAAGGAGUGCCAGGGGGCGCUGGAGGUGCUGCAGGACUCGCCGCUCUACGACUGCCGCUGCAAGAGAGGCAUGAAGAAGGAGCUGCAGUGCCUACAGAACUACUGGAGCAUCCACAUGGGCCUGACUGAGGGGGAGGAGUUUUACGAGACGUCUCCGUACGAGCCGAUCCACUUCUCUGAGGAAUUCAGACAUGCCUCCAUCAUCUCAGAUUCAUCUCUGACCAAGAUGAGCCCCUGCUCUGAGGCAGGGAAACCCUGUAACCCCUGUCUGGAUGCGGCGAAGGCUUGUAACCUUAACGAGACGUGUAAACGUCUCCGAUCUGCCUAUAACUCCAUCUGCAGCAAGACCACGCCCCCGCAACCCUCUGCGGGCUAUCAGGAGCCGUGUAGCAGGAAGCGGUGUCAGAAGGCCCUGCGACAGUUUUUCGAGCGGGUGUCAUGGGAGCUGAGCUACCCCCUGCUCUUCUGCUCGUGCCCGGACCAGGCGUGUGCUGAGCGCCGCCGUCGCACCAUCGUCCCGUCCUGCUCACACCAGGAGAGGCACAAAGCCAGCUGUCUGGAGCUGCGGCGCACCUGCCGCUCAGACGCCCUGUGCAGGUCUCGGCUCGCUGAUUUCCACAUGAACUGCCAGGUGACACCUCACACCGUCACCACCUGCCCUCACGAUAACUACCACGGCUGCCUCAUGUCCUACGUCGGCCUCAUCGGCUCGGAUGUAACGCCAAACUACAGCGACAGCAGCCCGUCCAACAUCACUAUGAGCCUGUGGUGCACCUGCAGGGGCACCGGCCACCAGGAGCACGAGUGUGAAGCUUUCCACCGCGAUUUCACACACAACACCUGCCUCAAAAAUGCCAUCCAGUCGUUUGGUUACAGCUCGGAGGGAGGGACUCUUCUCGUAACCGAGCCGUCAUCCACUUUCCUGCCCCCUGCACAGCCUCCAGUCAUCGCCAAACCUGCUCCCUCUCUGCACGGAAACGCAAUCAAACCCCUGGACAGUGCUUGUAUGUUUUCCACUUGUGCGAACCUGCAGGACGGAGGACAGAAGUGCAUCCCCUCUGAUGACUUCGAGUGCGAGGAGGCUCUGUUGGCCCAGGGCUCGAUAGACUCUCAGGACUCUGCAGGGCCCAGAAGCAGCAGCCGGCCAUCAGCCCCACUCCUCCACCUCCUCCCUGUGACUGUGUGUGUGUCCACCCUCCCAGCGUUCCUGCUCCACGUCUCAUAAAUGUGAACUAGCAUACACACAUACAUGCCCACACACACACACACGCACACAUUCACACACACACACACACACACACACACACACACACACACACACACACACACACACACACACACACACACACACACACACACUCCUAAAUGUCAGCCAGCAGACGUCCAGCAUCAACAACUGCCUUUCAGAGGAGGAGGGAAGUUAUUCUGGAGGACGUUCGGAUUAGCCAGCUCUCUGCACCACACGCACGGUGCACACACACCGUGAGAGGGUGUGUUGUGUGUUUGAGCGAGGGUGAGAAUAAGAGAGGCAGACACAGAGAGACUCCUGGGAUUUUCGAUCACAUUGACUUCGUUUCCAAAGCUCCGUGUCUGCAGAGUUUGUGUGCAGCCCAGCUCAGACUCACUGCCUCCAGCUUUCUGGGAUCCGAGACAGCUGGGCUCAGAAACACAGGGACUUUGGCUCAAGCUUGAAACUGCACACACACACACGCACAAACACACAGACACACGGAGAACAAGUCUUAAAGUUGGCAGCGCGAUGGUGAGAGAGACGACAGAGCUGGACAGAUGGGACGGAUCAUUCCUCUGUGUUUGUCAGCUCAAUUUAUCACUUCCCUGGACCUCUCUGGUGGCAAGAAAGCUAUACUGCAUACAUACAAACGCACACGCUGUAACCCUCCCCUUAGACCUCGUUAGCGGGCAAACAGGGUCCCCACAAGGACACAAACACUCAUGCUGUACACCAGUGUGCUUUUCGCAGGUCUUUCUCUUCAUUUUGUUGUCGACAUUCUGUAAAAACUUCAUUUAAUGUGGAAUAUGAAAAAAGAGUGUAUAUUUCACAAAUGUAAGUGUAAAAUUGUGCGAGUGUGUGUGUGUUUGUGCAUGAGUGUCGGUGGCUGAAUGUGAAUGUACAGACAUGUGGAAGCAAACAAAGGAAGAAGGACUCAGCUGCAGGACACACAGCGAUGUGUGUGUACUCUCAACCAAACAAAUUUUUCAUUUCAGACUCUUAAAUUUGGGAGUUUUAGGUUUUUUCCUCCUCUUGUCUUGAUUGGUUGUAGGUGUAUUGCUAACAAAGCUACAGCUGUUAUCAUGGUAUUAGACCACCGAGCCCCUGUCAGUUUAACACAGUCUCAGUUUAAAUGGGUGCUGCUGGUGCUGCAGUUACAGCAGGGCGGACAGUGGUGGUGGACAAUGCUGUGACCGCUCACAGUCAGAUCCAACUUUGGAGCAACUUUGGAGCACCAACACAGCAAUGCAGCCUGCUGUCCUUCUGUGACUGAACAGGUCAGGUUGGCAAUUAAAUGCAAGCUGUUCCUAAUAAUACGGCAAAAAAACAUGUUGGUGUCUUCAGUCACAAAGUCCAGCCUGAACCUCAGCGGCCUGAAACAGAAAUUCCUCAAUAAAGAGUGACGUCGUGUCUGCACGACAGCGAUAAAUCUGCAGAACUGGCUUUUCUAUAAGAAUAGAACCAGAGUCCUGCCCAUUGAGUCAUGUCUGCUACGCAAAGACGAGCCACUCCGUUCAGCACAGACGGACUCAGGUUAGAAAUGACAGUGAGAGUGACUGCAGUCUGGGGCGAAGCACAGUGCAGUCGCCUCAAGGGCGUUUAUACUCUAAGACCCUGCAAUUAGACAGAAACGCUCGUCAACAGUGGGGAAGAAAAAUUCUCUUCUGAGAGAAUGAAACUUCCAAGAGAACUAGGUGACUGAAAACAUCAAUAAUUCAAGGAAAUGAUUUCACUAGCAUUAGCGUGUUAAAGGGCAGGGUCACUGCUUCCAGCAGACUGGCUCAGGUUCUUCUGCAGUCAGCCCCAAAACACACAUGUACAGCCGGAUACACAAACUGUUUGGUCUCUAUAGAUAAUUUCCCCUUCAUAAUAACUCUUUAUUACAAUUUAAACAGAUCAUAAAGUUUACAUUAUUGGGGGCGUGGCCUCUGACUGGCAGGUGGAUGGCAUACAGCUGUUUGGAACAUUUGGAUCAUUUCCUCCUGCGUUUGCUUCCCUUAAUGUGUUUAAUAUGUGAGUGUGUGUGGGGUUCUCAGUGUGUACGGUACCUCUGGCCACUCUGUGGGGUAUUUUUUAUGUUUCAUAGAAGCUACCAGGAUGCAGAACAUGAACUGUUGUGCUGCAAGGUUGUCACCAGUCGAAGCUCGAGGUAGUCGUCACUUUGUGCCAUCCGUGGGCUGGAAGACCUGAGAUCAGUUCCAGAGGCGCUGGUGCGUCCUUACUUUAGUGUGAUUAUUACUGUCAUCCCUGCUAGCGGUCAGGAAAACGUAUUACCGUGUCCGUGAAGGGUCAUUACACGAUUGUCCAAAUCAGUGAGAUUGCUAUUAAAUUUGUUGUAAACAUUGUGAUAUUUCCCCUCGGGCUUUCAGCAGCAUCAUUAUUAGGACAGAUUUGUUUUUGUGUCUGAAAUUGGACGAUGAAGUCAUAUAUUUCUAAUCACCUCGGCCUUCCUCUUGUUCCGUAAUCAUGUUGCUUUUUUCAUCUACUUUUAUUCCAGGAGCAUUUUUCCCUGGAGUUUCUCACCGGCAUCAUCCAGACGCCUUUUCUCUCUUAAAAUGUGAAUAAAAAUGUGAUUUUCAUUAAACUCAGUGUUAACGUAAUGCUGGCUGUUCAUGAUGCCCUGCACAUCGGGAUCCUGAGUGUUUCAUUAACAGUGUGAACAUUCAUGGUCUCCAGAGGGGUAGUUCAUCCCUCCACUGCCUCAGUGCUGCUGAAGCUUCAGGUUUUAUUUCAGAAUUAAAGCGCUAGUGUCAAGACAGUGCAGAACUUUUUUUUUCUACAUAAAUAACAAAAUUAUUAAAAUCUGAUUUCUAUAACUUUACUGUAACUUUUCAUGAUCCCCAGAGGAUGAUCUCUGGCAGGCUUGACGGUCCCCUGAAGGUUUUACAAGCACCAUCAACAUGAAAGCAUUCGAUUUCAGCAGCACACAAAUCACUAAAUUAUCUGUUUAAUGGUAGAAGAAUUCAAAUUUUGGGAGAAAAAUAUUUGAAAUGAAUGGCAGAAAUGUCACAAUGCAAUAUUUACAGUAACUUCUGUUUUUGUUGGCAGGCAAGUUUAUCUUUCACAUUUGUACUUAAUUUCCCUCCUGUAUAAAUGUGGUUAUCUCCAACGAAUAGGAUGGUAUCGUCAGCAAAAACUAAAAUUAAAGCAAAUCACUGACGCAAGUGCAAAAUUUAAGUUUUUUUAAUUUAAGUCCAACGAUCGAUCCCUGUGGAACACCAUGAUAUCUGAUUCAUAACAAUUCAUUCAUUACUAAUUGUAUUUGAAAACAAAGAACUGUUUGUUCAGGAUGGAUGUCUGAUUUUACGUUGGUGUUGAAGAUGACUGAACAGGGCUUUGUGCUGGUACGACCGUGUGUUGGGAAAGAGUAAAAUGAGGACAAAGGUGACGGCGAGGAAGGUUGUAAAUUUGCUGAUCUAUUUGUAAACUUUAACAGCGCUCAGCAGUGUAAUGAAAUAUGUGUCUGGAAAUAAAAGUAACAGCU
Messenger RNA from Oreochromis aureus, 5506 nucleotides. RefSeq names its product GDNF family receptor alpha 2b (gene gfra2b). Lineage: Eukaryota; Metazoa; Chordata; Actinopteri; Cichliformes; Cichlidae. Gene Ontology annotation, molecular function: signaling receptor activity. Gene Ontology annotation, cellular component: external side of plasma membrane; signaling receptor complex. The record is from RefSeq and is a predicted model, not a curated record. Bases 550 to 2016 code for a protein of 488 amino acids. The transcript has 10 exons. Gene Ontology annotation, biological process: nervous system development.